AUGGCAUCCUCGGUGCCGGUGGAUUUCUCUUCCGGAGAUCAUUACGCUGUUUUGGGCGUACCCCGGACAGCCAGUGAGGCAGAGAUUGCCAAGGCUUACAGGAGUUUAGCAUUACGUUACCACCCGGACAAGAACCAAAGCAAAGUCAAAGAUGCAGAGGUCGGGUUCAAGCGGAUUUCCGAAGCAUAUUCGGUGUUGAGAGAUCCGCAAAAACGCGCAGAGUAUGAUCGUACUGGCGGAACUCGCUCUUAUGUCAGCUAUGAUGAAGCAGAGCAGAUGUGGCGUCAAUUUUCUGGUGAAGGUCGCCACGAGGCUGAGGAGGAUAGCAGACCAAAUUCCGACUUGCAGAACAGGAGAAAGGCGAUGGCAAUUCUGGUUGUCCUUGGUCUCUUUGUUUUGGCGCCGAAUCUCUUGAUCCAAGUGCUGCCGGGUUUGACUGCAGCAGUCGUAGGCUUUGCUUUGCUGACUCGAAGAGAAAAUGCAUCCAAAUGGGCCUGGUGCGCUUUGGCUUUGUUGCUCGCCAGCUAUGUUGCGCCUUGGGUUUUGCGCGCUCGGUCAUCCUUCGAACCGAUGGCAGGUACAGAACUGCAUGGCCUUGGAGAGACAGAGUCCUCAGUGCCUGUUGGCACGCCGAACAGUGGUGAGGAGGUUCUGAUCGAUGGGCAAUUUUUGCGUGUUGCGGACCCAACGCAUCGAAAUGGGCCAGUCAGCGAAGGCUGGCAGCAGCGACUGUUGGGUGAGAUGACCGAAGCUAUCAAGAAAGGCCGCGAGCAGGUUCUGAUGGUCUUCUCUCGUGAGGGAUGCCCCUGGUGCCAGAGGCAGCUGCCAGUGCUCCAGGCUGCCAUUGCCAAGCGAGCCGGGGUGGGAACACAAGACGUGGAGGCUCAGCCGGCAUUCCUGGCGCCUUCCGGAACUGCGGCUGUCGGAAUGGCGCAGCCACCCGCCAAUGGGCUCUCCUCAGCGCCCCUGCGCGUUUUCAUUUUCUAUGCGGAAGAGUUUCAAAACGUCGCGCAAGCCUUCAAAGUUGAGGCCUUCCCAACCCUUAUCGCUUGGGGACGUCCUGGCGUCCCGCCGUUGGCAGCUCAAGGCUUUCUUGACGAGCAGAAUCUGGAGCAACUGCUGCAGGAGGUCGCCGUGGCCGAGCCGCAGGCAGAGGAGCCGAGCAGUUGA
Molecule: messenger RNA, 1170 nt
Organism: Symbiodinium natans
Lineage: Eukaryota; Dinophyceae; Suessiales; Symbiodiniaceae
Source: the annotation of a GenBank genome assembly